Cokeromyces recurvatus is the source of this 532-nucleotide messenger RNA. RefSeq lists its product as uncharacterized. Bases 1 to 414 code for a protein of 137 amino acids. The transcript is spliced from 3 exons. Lineage: Eukaryota; Fungi; Mucoromycota; Mucoromycetes; Mucorales; Mucoraceae. The record is from RefSeq and is a predicted model, not a curated record.
AUGUAUAUCCAGAUGAAACUAGAAUCAAAGAAUUACUAUGGGAAAUCUGAAACGCAUAUUAGACAAGUUGCUGAAAGUUGGGACUUACAUUUUGCAGGUGUAUCUGAAUUAAAAUCUUUAGGUGGCCCUUUUUGUGUAAAUGCUGCCUUUCAGCACACAGAUAGCUCGUUCCUUUUUUUUUUUAUUUGGCUGGUGUUCAUGAAGGAUUCUAUGAAUCGUUAUUAUCCAAGUAUUACUGGAUUCGGUGAUCAAGACAUACAUAAAGAAGCUCCUCAUUUCUUACUUCGUUAUGUACCCAAUGGUAACCCAAUCUAUUUUGUGGAAAAGCUUCUUUAUCCUUUCUUCUUUAGAGACCAUAUCCCUUCUCAGUACUUUCAAGGGCUUCAACGAGCUAGUAUUUAUUAUGAAAAAUGAAAAAACCAAACUAUUAAAUCAACAAAAAUCAUGCCCUAAUAACAGAAUCAUUAGCUUUGAAAAAAAUAAUAAAAUAAAAAAAAGGGCUUGUGAUACAAAGAGUAAUUCUUAUCAUACG